AUGGAAAAGCCCAGUGUUAACUAUGAUCUUUCUCAUGCCACUUUAAUAUCUAAGGAAGAUGCACCGGAAAUUGCCUCCACUGAAAGUUCAGCCGUGAUAAAUAAUAAGGAGGAGUCUACCACUGAUGUUAGUGAUAAUGAGGAACCUGAUUCUUUAAGCGAUCUAGAUGGCUCUUUGGAUAGCUUUGAUUUAGAUGACAUUUUCGGGAAAGGAACCACUGCUAGUGGGAAGCAGAAAAUAUUGCAAUCAAAAAGUUCAACACCAAUAACUGAUGCCUUAACUUCUGCAGAUAUACCAUCAAAUAUAAUACCACCGAAUAUAAUACCACCGAAUAUAAUAGCCUCGAAUAUAAUACUACCGAAGAUAUCUAAGCAAACUGAAAGUGCGUCUUCCAUAACUACGGAUAUCGACACUCAGGUUUCCUCAGCGACAGAUUCGACCCCGGUUGAUAAUAUUAAUAUUAGUGGUAAUGAAAGUGUUGUGGUGGACAGUAACAUUACCGAAAACAAAAGUGAGCAUCCUCAUAGUGGCUCAACAACAGGAGUUAAUAUGUUACAAUCAAACAAAAGUGAACCUUCAUUGGAAGGUACUUCUCACGCAAACCCAUUAAUGAAACAUCAUAAUUUGUAUUCUACAGGGGAUAUAAAUCAGCGUCCAUCAGAAUUUUCUUUUAAUGGUUCGAUUGCAAAAGAUACAGAAAAAAUGAAGCUAGACAAAAAAGAGAGCUCAUAUUUUGAUAGAGCUCCUAUUAUGCCAGAGCUAUCAAAUAAGUCCGCGGAGAUCAAACCAAUAUUCGCUUCACCACAAUCUUCGACAUCAGAGAUUAUGAAGAGGAAGGUGAUUCAAGGAAGAAGUUCACCACCAAAGAAAACUAAAGUCUCUGAAGUUAUUGAUCUAACUGAAGAUAGUGACAAUGAAGAUUAUGUAAUCUUUGGAUUGAACAAGAACAAAGCAAAGCAUGAUGCUGCAGACAUUACUUUAAUAGAUGACGAUGACGAUGACGAUGAUGAUGAAGUUAUUUUUACAGGAGAACGAAUUAUUGCUGAUACUAAAAAGGGAACAUCAAAUCCACCACUACCAUUUUAUAACAAACCUGUUCCUAUACCAGGAAUGCUCCCUAACCCAGUAUUCGUGAAUCAUCAACCAGCUCCAUUAAAUCCUGGAGUUUUCAUAAAUCCUCUCCCACUGCCUCCCUUUAUUAAGCAUCCAAAUCUCAACCAGCAUUCAAAUCUCAACCAAAAUGCUAAGCUUAACCAAAAUCCGAACUCAAAUCAAGACCUUGUGUUUAACAUCACUAUGAAUAAUGUUUUGUCAGAACUAUCUGCCAAGGUUCAGAAGGCAACAGAGUUGAAUAGCGAAAAAGAAGGUAUGCUCCAAAAGCUCAAAGUGGAUAAGCAAAGAUCCUUGAAACAAAUAAAUGAACUCGUUGUGGCUAGGUUGAGGAGCCUGAGUGAGUCGCAGAGAAUGAUGUAUGAAUUGAAACUCGCACAUCACAGGGUGAAGCUCAGACAAUUGGAAUCCAGAAUAAAUUUGGCAAAAAGUGAGGUUCAAAACACUGUGGAUAAUUUGCACAAGCUUAGAAGUAAUGAUAGUUUUAUCCGUUCCAAUCCUCAAGUACUCCGUGAUAAAAUUGCCCAAAGAAACGCUGAGAUGAAGGAAGCUAAACUCCACCAGAAAGAGCUUCUCGCAAGCCAUUUUGGGUCCCAUAAAGGGAAACGUAAUGAUUCUCUUUAUAAUGAUGCAGCCGAUAAAAGUGAUACGAAGGAAUAUUUACCCGGGCUAUCUGUCGGUAGCACUGAAUCAGAACAUAUAUCGAACCUUAUUGAAACUAUCGAACCAGAGUUGGAUAAUGUUGACGAUCAAAGAUUGCCACAAACCCCGGAGGAAUUCUGUAUAACUUUAUUGAAACACCAACGUCUUGGUCUUGAAUGGUUGUCUAAGAUGGAAAAUUCAACGAACAAAGGUGGCAUUCUUGCAGAUGAUAUGGGUCUCGGUAAGACUGUCCAAGCAAUGGCCAUCGUCCUCGCUAACAAAGCAUCGGACCCUACAAGAAAAACUACUUUGAUUGUUGGUCCUCUUGCUUUAAUGCGCCAAUGGAUGCAAGAGUUCGAAGAUAAAAUUAAACCAGAGUAUAGAUUGUCAACAUACCUUUAUCAUUCUCAGGAUAAGGUGAAAGAUUUUAAAGCUUUGGCUAAAUAUGAUAUUGUUCUAACUACAUACGGUACUCUAGCGUCUGAAUUUAAGAAACAUUAUAAGGAAGUAAUGGAUUCAGCGGGCCAAAAAACAACCCAAACAGGAAUUCCAGACUUCGGAACCGGCGGGGGAAAGCAUAAGUCUCCUUUCUUUUCCAGAGAAUCGUAUUUUCACAGAAUUAUUUUAGAUGAAUCUCAUAUUAUCAAAAAUAAGAAGACUCUAUCUUCCAAAGCAUGUCAUUUGCUUAGAUCAGACUAUAGGCUAUGUUUGACUGGUACUCCAAUGCAAAAUAAUGUCGAAGAAUUAUAUCCAAUCAUUCGGUUUUUGAAAAUUAAGCCUUAUAAUGAUGAGGAAUUGUUUCGUAAAGAAAUUGUUCUUCCUUUAAAAAAUAAAAACCACAACUAUGAUAAGAAAGAUACCAGUAUGGCUUUUACAAGAUUACAGGGACUUCUAAAAGCGAUUUUACUUCGUCGAACCAAAAACUUCAAAAUAGAUGGCAAGCCAAUUUUAAACUUAACUCCGAAAGUGAUUAAAAAGGAUGUUAUUGUUAUGGAUGGAGAUGAAGACGAGUUUUAUCAAGCGCUUGCUAAGAAGACUGCCAAAGAAGCGAAGAAGCUUUUGGCAGGAGAAGCUGUUGGCAAUUACAGUAGUAUUCUCACUCUAUUGUUGCGUUUGAGGCAGGCUUGUAACCACAGCUUCUUGGUUAGAGUCGGUGAUCGUGUCAGCCAAUAUAAGAACAAGGAAGUUAGAUUGCCAGCAAUAUUUGCAGACAAUAAGCCUAAAGAGAAUAUUGAAAUCAUCAAGAAUAUGGUUCAGAAAUGUAAGGGAUUCAGUCAACAAUCAGUGCAGGACGUGGAAAAAACUAUAGAAAAUGGUGAAGGCGAGUCUUCAUGUCAACUUUGUUAUGAUGCUUUGGUACGUGAAACUACUUCUGUAUUAUUCCCUUGCGGCCAUCCUUUAUGUUCCGAAUGUAUUGAAGCUUUCUUUGAAACUAAUGCAGCUGACGAAAAUAACAAAGCCAAUUGUUCAGUUUGCCAGAAGCUGGUAUCUAAAAAUGAUAUUGUUCAUUAUUCUGUUUUUCAUCUUGUAUGCAUCGAGGCGAAAGAAUCUGGGGAUGUCUUGCGGUAUUUCGGUCUCACCUCUGAUGAAAAAAGAAAGAUUACAAAUGGCAAUGAUGGUGAUGAAGAUUAUUCGGAUUCUGAAUAUGAUUCUGAUUUAGAUUUUCUUGCAAAUUCCAAUAAGAAUAAAGAUGAAGAUCCAUCAACAACUAUUAUCAAGCAAAUUUACCCGCACUUUUCCUCCGCAAAGCCUACUGAUCAACAGCGAGCUGUUAAAGAGCUAAUUGCAGCCCAAGAUAAUCAAUUUUUCUCGUCUCCAAAAAUUGAUAAAUGCCUCGAGAUUAUUAAUAAAGUAAAUGAGGACUCCCCAGAUGACAAAAUUAUUAUUUUCAGUCAAUUUACCUUAUUCUUUGAUUUUCUAGGAAAGAUUUUACUAGAUAAAGAUAUCAAGUAUCUAAGAUAUGACGGUAGCAUGAAUUUAGAUCAACGAGAUGAUUGUAUUAAACAAUUUUUCAAAAACCCAUUGAAAAAGGUGCUUCUAAUUUCGUUGAAAGCUGGGAACUUUGGUUUAACAUUGACCUGUGCCAAUCAUGUUAUUAUUGUUGACCCUUUCUGGAAUCCAUAUAUUGAAGAACAAGCAAUGGACAGAGCUCAUAGAAUUGGACAAAUGAAACCUGUGAAUGUUUACCGUUUGCUAACCACAGAUACUGUAGAGGAUAGAAUCGUGGUUCUUCAAGAGAAAAAAAGAGAAAUGGUUGAAAGUGCAUUAAACCAGAAUGCAAUGACCAGAAUUUCAAGAUUAGGUAGAAGAGAGUUGAGGUAUUUGUUUGGUAUCGCUAAUAGGAAUGAGACAUCCUAG
Messenger RNA from Saccharomycopsis crataegensis, 4110 nucleotides. Its product is annotated as DEAD/DEAH box helicase. Gene Ontology annotation, biological process: double-strand break repair via homologous recombination. The record is from RefSeq and is a predicted model, not a curated record. Bases 1 to 4110 code for a protein of 1369 amino acids. The transcript has a single exon. NCBI's taxonomy places the organism in Eukaryota, Fungi, Ascomycota, Saccharomycetes, Ascoideales, Saccharomycopsidaceae. Gene Ontology annotation, molecular function: ATP-dependent chromatin remodeler activity; ATP binding; metal ion binding. Gene Ontology annotation, cellular component: nucleus; cytoplasm.